Dibothriocephalus latus is the source of this 858-nucleotide messenger RNA. The record is from the annotation of a GenBank genome assembly. NCBI's taxonomy places the organism in Eukaryota, Metazoa, Platyhelminthes, Cestoda, Diphyllobothriidea, Diphyllobothriidae.
AUGCCUCGCAGUCGGUCGAACUCACGCCAUCGCUCCACUAGCAUCGAUAUGCUCACGGUCGCGUUGAGCAAAGUCCUACCAAAGUCGUCCUCCCACAGCCCAGAACCUGCUCGACCCCCAUUAUACGAAGUUGGUGAGAAUUUCUCCGACUGGCGCGUACUAGGGGAGCCGUAUCUUGAACAUUUCCCCGCAGAGCACCAAGUGUCCCAUCUAUUGGGACUGCUCGGGCAAAUGGCCAAACGCCGGUUUGCCUACCUCUCCGCCAAACCUCCCGCUAGCCUAAGCGACGCAUGGGCACUCUUAGAGCAGCUGUUCGGUCCCCAGGAACCACUGGUUGAUAUCCACAACCAGUUCUGCCUCCGCACACAAAAACCCGAUGAAUUGGUUGAUGUCUACCUUGAUGUGUUGUUCACCCUGGGUAGCCGCAUAUUUACACAGUCUGAGAUUUCGCAACAGGUCUUUCUUCGUUUUGUGGGUGGCCUUCGUUCCCAAGAGGUGAAACGGGAAUUCAAUAUCCGGCACCCAAAAACCCUACUCGCCGCCCUCCGGAUCUUAUUGGCACGCUCAAUGGAACCUCCGCCACCAUACUCAUCGACACUGGCGCUAUCCGCUCCAUAUUUAGAUCCACAAAUAUUCCUCGUACUCUUCCCCCCACAAAUCCAAUUAAUAACCGCUGACGGUUCUCCCCUACGUUGUACGGGUAUUCAUAACGUCUCCAUUGUCCUUCCCAACUGUACUACCAUACAUCCCAUGCUACUGUCGCCGGACAUUAAGGUGGAUGCAAUAAUUGGGUUAGACUUCCUCUGCGCUCACCAACUCAUCGUGGACCCCAACAAUCCAGAUCGGUAUUAUCUCUAA